Letharia lupina is the source of this 729-nucleotide messenger RNA. RefSeq lists its product as uncharacterized. The transcript is spliced from 5 exons. The record is from RefSeq and is a predicted model, not a curated record. NCBI's taxonomy places the organism in Eukaryota, Fungi, Ascomycota, Lecanoromycetes, Lecanorales, Parmeliaceae. Bases 1 to 729 code for a protein of 242 amino acids.
AUGAUCACAUACCCACAGCAUCACGCUUCCACAAAUCCUGAUAUCCCGGGCAAUAUUCAAACUCGCGAGCAGUACGACUGGACGCUCAGUACUCUACACAGAGAGUUGUCUGUACCUGGUGUAUCCGAGAUUGUUCUACUCCUCAAUACCACCAGAGCCGACCGCUAUCGAAUCUACCACCACGCUGAGAGCUAUGGCGACCUGGGAGUCUGCACGGACGCUGCGAGACUCAUAGCUGAACUCGACUGCUCCAAAAAGACUCCGAAGCAAGUGGACUGGGAGCCUGUCACAGGGCGAGUCCUCGGAGCCGCUCUUGAAUGUGGUCCCCAAGCCUAUGAGCGAGCAGUCGAGGUCCUCGCCAGCGAUCCUUACCGUGACCAAACAGUCCAUGUCACUUUCUUGAAUGAAGAAGAUAGGGCGAUUUACUUGAUGUUCCUAACACCGAAAAGAAACUUCCACCUGGACGAGGAACGGAAGCGUUACAACUUUGAUGCUCUUGGAGGCGAAAUACAGCCGCGCGUCAUCGUGUUCAGAGAACCUCCUGGCAAAACAAGCUUUUUGAGCGUCAGGAUAAUCGACGAGGGCCGAGAACAUAUAGCAGGAGGUAAUACUCUGGGAUAUCUUCUCAACCAUGGACUUGCCGGCCGAAGGAAUCUAAACUGGUGUUAUACCGGCAAGGUAUAUUUGUCGGAUGCUUGGUGUCGAACUCAGGAUACUGAGGAAUACUGA